AUGGUCUCCUCAUACCAACCCCUAUUGUUCUCAGGCGCAAACCAAGGCCUCGGCUACGAAGCCGCCCGCGCCCUCCUGCAGACGCCCGGCCCAGACGGACUGAGCCGGUACCACGUGCUGCUGGGAUGCCGCGACGCAGCCAAGGGCCGGGCGACGGCGGCGGAGCUGGAGGGCCUGGCCCCGGGGUCCGUGACGCCGCUGCUGCUGGACGUGACGUCGGAGGCGACGGUGGCCGCGGCCGCGGCCGAGGUGCGCGCCCGCUUCGGCCGCCUCGACGUCCUCGUCAACAACGCCGGCGUCAUCAGCCAGGCCGCGAGCGCCGGGGAGCGGCUCGAGGCCGCCUGGGACGUCAACGUGCGCGGCGUCGUGCGCGUGACGGAGGCGUUCCUGCCGCUGCUCCUGCCGCCGUCGGGCUCAGGAGCAAGGCGGGAGGGACGGUUGGUUUUCGUGGGGAGUAGUAUGGGUUCCCUGACCGGAUCCGCGGACCCUAACUCUCGUUAUUACAAGUCCGUGACGGGUGCCAGCCCCAUGGAGUAUCGCGUUUCCAAGGCGGCUCUCAACAUGGUGAUGCUCGAGUACUGGAAGAAGUACGGAAUCCACGAGGGCGGGCCUCUGCGCGUCUUCACGGCGGAUCCGGGCCCAAACGCCACCAACUUCAUGGGCGAUGCCGAGCACGGCCGCCGGAUGGGGCUGCCGGGACCCGAGGUUGGCGCUCAGCAGUUGGUCAAGUGCGUCACUGGGGAACGGGACGGGGGGGAGGGCAAGAUGUGGGGGGCGUACGGGGAGAGUCCAUGGUAA
Messenger RNA from Neoarthrinium moseri, 798 nucleotides. RefSeq lists its product as uncharacterized. The transcript is spliced from 3 exons. NCBI's taxonomy places the organism in Eukaryota, Fungi, Ascomycota, Sordariomycetes, Amphisphaeriales, Apiosporaceae. The coding region runs from base 1 to 798 and encodes 265 amino acids. The record is from RefSeq and is a predicted model, not a curated record.